Messenger RNA from Sungouiella intermedia, 1599 nucleotides. Lineage: Eukaryota; Fungi; Ascomycota; Pichiomycetes; Serinales; Metschnikowiaceae. The record is from the annotation of a GenBank genome assembly.
AUGGCUGACAGUUCUGGAUCAGAGUCUCCUAUCAAGAAGGGACAAACUUUUGACGAGCAAGUUGUUGAGACUCACGAGUUGUCUGUUCAUGACUACAUUGCCGAAACGAGACCCUGGUACAAGGUGCCCCACUUGAGAUACUUGUCGUUUGCUAUUUUCUUGAUCACUAUCACUUCUACCAACAAUGGUUAUGAUGGAUCAAUGUUGAACGGUUUGCAAUCUUUAUCUCAUUGGCAGUCUGCUAUGGGCCAUCCACAGGGUCAGAAGCUUGGAGCUUUGAGUAACGGUACAUUAUUUGGUUCUAUCGCAGCUGUGCCUGUCGCUCCAUUCUUGACUGAUCGAUUCGGAAGAAGAUUUUCUCUUGUUUUCGGACAGUCACUUACUGUUCUCGGUGCUAUCUUGCAAGGAGUUUCCACUAACUAUGGUUUUUUCUUGGGAUCGAGACUUAUUAUUGGUUUUGGUUCUGCGGUUGCUACAGUUGGUUCCCCCACCUUGAUUUCUGAAUUGGCGUACCCAACGCAUAGAGAAGUUUCUACCUUCCUUUACAAUAUCUGCUGGUAUUUGGGUGCUAUUGUGGCUGCUUGGGUUACUUACGGAACUAGAACGAUCAAUGGAAAUGCCUCCUGGAAGGUUCCCUCUUUCUUGCAAGGUGCCUUGCCAGUAUUGCAGCUCGCAUUGUGUUGGAUUAUUCCUGAGUCCCCAAGAUUUUAUGUUUCCAAGGGCAAUAUUGAGAAAGCAAGACAGUUAUUGUCGAAGCACCAUAUCGGAGACUCUCAAGACCCCAGGGACAUUGCAUUAGUUGACUUUGAAUUACGUGAGAUUGAAAGUGCAUUAGAGCAAGAGAAAAUCAGCUCGAACACAUCUUACUUCGAUUUCAUUACCAAGAAAAACUUCAGAAAAAGAGGGUUUUUAGUGGUGAUGGUUGGCACCAUGAUGCAACUCUCUGGUAAUGGGUUGGUCUCGUACUACUUGGUCAAAGUUUUGAAUUCUAUUGGUAUCACUGAAGAAAAGAAGCAAUUACAGAUCAACGGAUGUUUGAUGAUUUAUAACUUUGUCAUUUGCCUCGCAUGUGCAUCAGUGGUUCGAUACUUCAAGAGAAGAACUAUGUUUAUCUCUUGUGUUGCAGGUAUGAUGUUGUCUUAUGUGAUAUGGACAAUUUUAUCUGCUCUCAAUCAGCAGAGAGAUUUUAAGGAUAAGUCUUUGGCCAACGGUGUCCUUACCAUGAUCUUCUUCUACUACUUGUUCUAUGAUAUCGGAUUGAACGGUUUACCACUUUUGUACAUCACCGAGAUUUUGCCUUACUCCCAUAGAGCAAAGGGUAUUAAUCUCAUGCAAUUCACCAUGAUGGUUGUUUUGGUCUACAACGGUUAUGUCAACCCAAUUGCCAUGGAUGCCAUUGAUUGGAAGUAUUAUAUUGUGUUCUGUUGUAUCCUUGCUGUCGAGCUUCUUAUUGUUAUAUUCACUUUCCCAGAGACGUCUGGUUACACUUUGGAGGAAGUGGCACAAGUUUUCGGCGAUGAGGCACCUGAACUUUCUAACAGACACCUUGAUACUAUUGGAACCAACAAGCAUUCCAUGGAGCACGUCGAGGAAGUUUGA